ACGCCUUCAGAGGAUGUUGUAUCUUUAUGUGUCUCUCUCAUUAAUCUUGCCAUGAAAUAUUACCCUGAUCGUGUGGACUAUGUUGAUAAAGUUCUAGAAACAACAGUGGAGAUAUUCAAUAAGCUCAACCUUGAACAUGUUGCUACCAGCAGUGCAGUUUCAAAGGAACUCACCAGACUUUUGAAAAUACCAGUUGACACUUACAACAAUAUUUUAACAGUCUUGAAAUUAAAACAUUUUCACCCACUCUUUGAGUACUUUGACUAUGAGUCCAGAAAGCGCAUGAGUUGUUAUGUGCUUAGUAAUGUUCUGGAUUAUAAUACAGAAAUUGUCUCUCAAGACCAGGUAAGAGAAUACCUCCAUGCUAUUUUAGGGAAACAGUGUUACAAUUUUAGACUAUGGACCUAGAUACCUGAGAUGGGAGGGUAGGGUAAUUCAAUACUAAAGAAAAUUUACAAGUAACUUAUUCAUUAUAUAAAUUAGAAAAUGGGAGAUGUAUAAAGAAUUAUAAAACAUUUAUAAUUCCACCAGAUAGAGAAUAACCACUGUAAAUUAACAUUUCGUACAUAUCUGUCCAGACUUUUGUCUGUAUAUGUGUGUAUGACAUACAUGUGUAUCGACUUUCUAUCCAAAAAAUGAAUAUCUUGUUGAUACUGUACUGUAACUUUAUAAGUGGAAACAUUUUUGACAGUGGCUUUAUAUGCCAAUGGUUUCCCAUCAGUGGGUUUCUUGCGCCUCGCAUGUUACAGGGGGAUUCCAUCAUGAAUUGGGUAUCCACAUUGAUUCAAGAUCAGCCAGAUCAGCCUGUAGAGGACCCUGAUCCAGGAGACUUU
Cercocebus atys (sooty mangabey) is the source of this 833-nucleotide messenger RNA. Its product is annotated as vacuolar protein sorting-associated protein 35-like. Gene Ontology annotation, biological process: intracellular protein transport; retrograde transport, endosome to Golgi. Gene Ontology annotation, cellular component: late endosome; retromer, cargo-selective complex; retromer complex. The record is from RefSeq and is a predicted model, not a curated record. The coding region runs from base 52 to 408 and encodes 118 amino acids. Lineage: Eukaryota; Metazoa; Chordata; Mammalia; Primates; Cercopithecidae. The transcript is spliced from 2 exons.